Urocitellus parryii (Arctic ground squirrel) is the source of this 5321-nucleotide messenger RNA. The record is from RefSeq and is a predicted model, not a curated record. NCBI's taxonomy places the organism in Eukaryota, Metazoa, Chordata, Mammalia, Rodentia, Sciuridae.
CAGCCGCUGUCCCGGCCUCGCGCUGCACAUUCUCUCCUGGCGGCGGCGCCACCUGCAGUAGCGUUCGCCCGAACAUGGCGACACGGAGCAGCAGGAGGGAGUCGCGACUCCCCUUCCUAUUCACCCUGGUCGCGUUGCUGCCGCCCGGGGCUCUCUGCGAGGUUUGGACGCAGAGACUGCAAGGUGGCCGCGCGCCCUUGCCCCAGGACCGGGGUUUCCGCGUGGUGCAGGGCGACCCGCGCGAKCUGCGGCUGUGGGCGCGCGGGGAUGCCAGGGGGGCGAGCCCCGCGGGCGAGAAGCCGCUCCGGACGCGACGGAGCGCUGCCCUGCAGCCUGAGCCCAUCAAGGUGUACGGACAGGUCAGUCUGAAUGAUUCCCACAAUCAGAUGGUGGUGCACUGGGCUGGAGAGAAAAGCAACGUGAUCGUGGCCUUAGCUCGGGACAGCCUGGCCUUGGCGAGGCCCAAGAGCAGUGACGUGUACGUGUCUUAUGACUACGGAAAAUCAUUCAACAAGAUUUCAGAGAAACUCAACUUUGGUGUGGGAAAUAGCAGUGAAGCUGUGAUCGCCCAGUUCUACCACAGUCCUGCAGACAACAAGCGGUACAUCUUUGCAGAUGCUUAUGCUCAGUACCUCUGGAUCACUUUUGACUUCUGCAACACUAUCCAUGGCUUUUCUAUCCCAUUCCGGGCAGCUGAUCUCCUCCUCCACAGUAARGCCUCCAACCUCCUCCUGGGCUUCGACAGGUCUCACCCCAACAAGCAGCUAUGGAAGUCUGAUGAUUUUGGCCAGACCUGGAUCAUGAUUCAGGAACACGUGAAGUCCUUCUCUUGGGGAAUCGACCCCUAUGACAAGCCAAACACCAUCUACGUGGAACGACAUGAACCCUCUGGUUACUCCACAGUUUUUCGAAGUACAGACUUCUUUCAGUCCCGGGAAAACCAGGAAGUGAUCCUUGAGGAAGUGAGAGACUUUCAGCUUCGGGACAAGUACAUGUUUGCUACAAAGGUGGCGCGUCUCCUGGGCAGUCAACAGCAGUCUUCUGUCCAGCUCUGGGUCUCCUUUGGUCGGAAGCCCAUGCGAGCAGCCCAGUUUGUCACAAGACACCCUAUUAAUGAAUAUUACAUCGCAGAUGCCUCGGAGGACCAGGUGUUCGUGUGUGUCAGUCACAGUAACAACCGCACUAAUUUAUACAUCUCGGAGGCAGAGGGGCUGAAAUUCUCCCUGUCCUUGGAGAAUGUGCUGUAUUACAGCCCAGGAGGGGCCGGCAGUGACACCUUGGUGAGGUAUUUUGCAAACGAGCCAUUUGCUGACUUUCAUCGCGUGGAAGGGUUACAAGGAGUGUACAUUGCUACUCUGAUUAAUGGUUCUAUGAACGAGGAGAACAUGAGAUCAGUCAUCACCUUUGACAAAGGAGGAACCUGGGAAUUUCUUCAGGCUCCAGCCUUCACAGAAUAUGGAGAGAAAAUCAAUUGUGAGCUUUCUCAGGGCUGUUCCCUCCACCUGGCCCAACGCCUCAGUCAGCUGCUCAACCUCCAGCUCCGGAGAAUGCCCAUCUUGUCCAAGGAAUCAGCCCCUGGCCUCAUCAUUGCCACGGGCUCAGUGGGAAAGAAUUUGGCCAGCAAGACCAACGUGUACAUCUCUAGCAGUGCCGGGGCCCGGUGGCGAGAGGCGCUUCCUGGACCUCACUACUACACCUGGGGAGAUCAUGGCGGCAUCAUCAUGGCCAUCGCCCAGGGCAUGGAAACCAAUGAGCUGAAAUAUAGUACAAAUGAAGGAGAGACCUGGAAGACGUUCAUCUUCUCUGAGAAGCCCGUGUUUGUGUAUGGGCUUCUCACGGAACCCGGGGAGAAGAGCACUGUCUUCACCAUUUUUGGCUCGAACAAGGAGAAUGUCCACAGCUGGCUUAUCCUCCAGGUCAAUGCCACCGAUGCCUUGGGGGUUCCCUGCACAGAGAAUGACUACAAACUGUGGUCACCGUCGGAUGAGCGGGGGAAUGAGUGUUUGCUAGGGCACAAGACUGUUUUCAAACGGAGGACCCCCCAUGCGACAUGCUUUAAUGGAGAAGACUUUGACAGACCCGUGGUGGUGUCCAACUGCUCCUGCACCCGGCAGGACUAUGAAUGUGACUUUGGCUUCAAGAUGAGUGAAGAUUUGUCCCUAGAAGUGUGUGUUCCAGACCCAGAAUUCUCCGGGAAGUCCUACUCCCCGCCUGUGCCUUGUCUUGUAGGCUCUACCUAUCGGAGAACAAGAGGCUACCGGAAGAUUUCUGGGGACACCUGCAGUGGAGGAGACGUUGAAGCACGACUGGAAGGAGAGCUGGUUCCUUGUCCCCUGGCAGAGGAGAACGAAUUCAUCCUGUACGCCAUGCGGAAGUCCAUCCACCGCUAUGACCUCGCCUCUGGAGCCACAGAGCAGUUGCCUCUUAGUGGGCUUCGGGCAGCUGUGGCCCUGGAUUUUGACUAUGAACGAAACUGCUUAUAUUGGUCUGAUCUGGCGUUGGAUAUCAUCCAGCGCCUCUGUUUGAAUGGGAGUACAGGGCAAGAAGUGAUCAUCGAUUCUGGCUUGGAGACAGUGGAAGCUUUGGCCUUUGAACCUCUCAGCCAGUUACUUUACUGGGUGGAUGCUGGCUUCAAGAAGAUUGAGGUAGCUAAUUCAGAUGGUGACUUCCGACUUACAAUCGUCAAUUCCUCUGUGUUGGAUCGGCCUAGGGCUCUGGUCCUAGUGCCUCAAGAGGGGGUCAUGUUCUGGACCGACUGGGGGGACCUGAAGCCUGGGAUUUAUCGGAGCAACAUGGAUGGCUCUGCUGCUCAUCGUCUUGUUUCAGAGGAUGUCAAGUGGCCCAACGGCAUCUCUGUGGAUGACCAGUGGAUCUACUGGACAGAUGCCUACCUGGACUGCAUUGAACGGAUCACUUUUAGUGGCCAGCAACGCUCGGUCAUUCUGGACAACCUCCCACACCCCUAUGCCAUUGCUGUCUUCAAGAAUGAAAUCUACUGGGAUGACUGGUCACAGCUCAGCAUAUUCCGAGCUUCCAAAUACAGCGGGUCCCAAAUGGAGAUCCUGGCAAGCCAGCUCACAGGGCUAAUGGACAUGAAGAUUUUCUACAAGGGGAAGAACACUGGAAGCAAUGCCUGCAUGUCCAGGCCCUGCAGCCUGCUGUGCCUGCCCAAGGCUAACAACAGCAGAAGCUGCAGGUGUCCAGAGGGAGUGUCCAGCAGUGUCCUCCCUUCUGGGGACCUGAUGUGUGACUGCCCUCGGGGCUAUCAGCUAAGGAACAACACCUGUGUCAAAGAAGAGAACACAUGUCUUCGCAACCAGUAUCGCUGCAGCAACGGGAACUGUAUCAACAGCAUCUGGUGGUGUGACUUUGACAAUGACUGUGGAGACAUGAGCGAUGAGAGAAACUGCCCUACCACCAUCUGUGAUCUGGACACCCAGUUCCGCUGCCAGGAGUCUGGGACAUGCAUCCCACUCUCCUAUAAAUGUGACCUUGAGGAUGACUGUGGAGACAACAGUGAUGAAAGUCACUGUGAAAUGCACCAGUGCCGGAGCGACGAGUACAACUGCAGCUCUGGUAUGUGUAUCCGAUCCUCCUGGGUGUGUGACGGGGACAACGACUGCAGGGACUGGUCUGAUGAAGCCAACUGCACAGCCAUCUAUCACACCUGUGAGGCCUCCAACUUCCAGUGCCACAACGGGCACUGCAUCCCCCAGCGGUGGGCGUGUGACGGUGACGCAGAUUGCCAAGAUGGUUCUGACGAGGAUCCGGUGAACUGUGAGAAGAAGUGCAAUGGAUUCCGCUGCCCCAAUGGCACUUGCAUCCCAUCCAGCAAACAUUGUGACGGACUGCACGACUGCUCCGAUGGCUCGGACGAGCAGCACUGUGAGCCCCUCUGCACUCGCUUCAUGGACUUCGUGUGUAAGAACCGCCAGCAGUGCCUGUUCCACUCCAUGGUGUGUGAUGGGAUCAUCCAGUGCCGCGAUGGAUCAGAUGAGGAUGCCACCUUUGCAGGAUGCUCCCAAGACCCCGAGUUCCACAAGGUCUGUGAUGAGUUCGGUUUCCAGUGUCAGAAUGGAGUGUGCAUCAGUUUGAUUUGGAAAUGUGAUGGGAUGGACGACUGUGGGGACUACUCUGAUGAAGCCAACUGUGAAAACCCCACAGAAGCCCCAAACUGCUCCCGCUACUUCCAGUUCCACUGUGAGAAUGGCCACUGCAUCCCAAACAGAUGGAAAUGUGACAGGGAGAACGACUGUGGAGACUGGUCUGAUGAGAAGGACUGUGGAGAUUCACAUAUUCUGCCCUCCCCCACUCCUGGGCCCUCCACGUGUCUGCCCAAUUACUUCCGUUGCAGCAAUGGGGCCUGUGUGAUGGACACCUGGGUAUGUGACGGGUACCGGGAUUGUGCAGAUGGCUCCGAUGAGGAAGCCUGCCCCUCGCUUGCAAAUGUCACUGCUGUCUCCACCCCCACUCAGCUUGGGCGAUGUGACCGAUUUGAGUUUGAGUGCCACCAACCAAAGAAGUGUAUCCCCAACUGGAAGCGCUGUGAUGGCCACCGGGACUGCCAGGAUGGCCAGGAUGAGGACAACUGCCCCACACACAGCACCUUGACCUGUAUGAGCAGAGAGUUCAAGUGUGAGGAUGGUGAGGCCUGCAUUGUACUCUCGGAGCGUUGUGACGGCUUCCUGGACUGCUCGGAUGAGAGUGACGAGGCGRCCUGCAGUGAUGAGUUAACUGUAUACAAAGUACAGAAUCUUCAGUGGACAGCUGACUUCUCUGGGGAUGUAACUUUGACCUGGAUGCGGCCCAAAAAAAUGCCAUCUGCUUCUUGUGUAUAUACUGUCUACUACAGGGUGGUUGGAGAGAGCAUAUGGAAGACUCUGGAGACUCACAGCAACAAAACRAACACUGUGUUGAAAGUCUUGAAACCUGACACCACAUAUCAAGUUAAAGUACAGGUUCAAUGUCUGAGCAAGGCRCACAACACCAAUGACUUUGUGACCCUGCGGACUCCAGAAGGGUUGCCAGAUGCCCCUCGAAAUCUCCAACUAUCACUCCACAGGGAAGCAGAAGGUGUGAUUGUUGGCCACUGGACUCCUCCCAUCCACACCCACGGUCUCAUUCGUGAGUACAUUGUAGAAUACAGCAGAAGUGGUUCUAAGAUGUGGGCCUCCCAGAGAGCWGCUAGUAACUCUACAGAAAUAAAGAACUUACUGGUCAACGUUCUGUACACCGUCAGAGUGGCUGCGGUGACUAGUCGUGGAAUAGGAAACUGGAGCGAUUCUAAAUCCAUUACCACCAUAAAAGGAAAAGGUAAAUGA